This is a messenger RNA of Cyprinodon variegatus (sheepshead minnow), 1638 nucleotides long. RefSeq names its product potassium voltage-gated channel subfamily F member 1-like (gene kcnf1b). Gene Ontology annotation, cellular component: membrane; voltage-gated potassium channel complex. Bases 104 to 1423 code for a protein of 439 amino acids. The transcript has a single exon. NCBI's taxonomy places the organism in Eukaryota, Metazoa, Chordata, Actinopteri, Cyprinodontiformes, Cyprinodontidae. Gene Ontology annotation, molecular function: voltage-gated potassium channel activity. Gene Ontology annotation, biological process: protein homooligomerization; potassium ion transmembrane transport. The record is from RefSeq and is a predicted model, not a curated record.
GUCUGCAAGACAUCACUUUCAUAGGCGUCAUGAAUUUGGGCAUUAGUCACAGUCGCUCCGCCGUUCUAGCCUAUUUUCAGGUCCAAUAAACCUUCUGAUUAAAAUGUGGACAAUUCCGAAACCAAAAUAUAGAAACGCUUUGAGCGAAGAGGGGGAUAUCACUGUGAACAUCGGCGGAGUGAGAGUGGUGCUUUUCGGGGACGAUCUGAGGCGCUACCCGGAGAGCAGGCUGGCGGAGCUGUCCAGCUGCUCAGCUCAGAACUCAGAACUUAUCUCCACCCUCUGCGAUGACUUUGACCCGCUCAGAGGAGAGUUUUACUUUGAUCGGGAUCCUGACUCCUUCAAGUGCAUCAUCGAUGUUUAUUACUUCGAUGAAAUCCACAUAAAAACCGGGAUUUGUCCCAUAUGCUUUAUCAAGGAGAUGGAGUUCUGGAAGAUAGACCAGAGCGUUUUGGAUGAGUGCUGCAAAAGUUAUCUGAGUGAGAAGGAGGAAGAGCUGAACGAGAUUGCGAGCAAAGUGAAAGCUAUAUUAGAAGAUCUGGAUGUGGAUCAAUGCAUCACCCGCACCCAGAGGUACCAGAGGUCCCUGUGGAGACUGAUGGAAAAGCCGGAUUCCUCCCUGCCGGCGCGCUUCAUCGCUAUCACCUCCUUUCUCUCCAUCCUUGUGUCAGCGGUGGUGAUGUGUGUGAGCACCAUCCCGGAGCUGCAGGUGGCCAACGCGGAGGGGAAACUGGUUGAACACCCGACCAUGGAGGCGAUCGAGACCGUGUGCAUGCUGUGGUUCACGGUGGAGUUCGUGCUGCGCCUCGUUUCCUCUCCCAACAAAUGGCGCUUUGCGCUCUCCAUAAUGAACACCAUAGACUUCAUGGUGAUUAUGCCUUUCUACGUUGUUCUGUCCCUCACUUUGCUCGGUACCACGUCCAUGAUGGAGCUGGUGAACGUUCAACAGGCUGUCCAGGCGUUGCGCAUCAUGCGCAUCGCGCGUAUUUUCAAGCUGGCGCGCCACUCCUCUGGCCUGCAGACCCUGACCUAUGCGCUGAAGAGGAGCCUGAAGGAGCUGGGGCUGCUCCUCAUGUACAUGGGUGUGGGGAUCUUUGUGUUCUCCGCUCUGGCCUACACUAUGGAGCAAAGCCACCCGGAAACGCUCUUUAGGAGCAUCCCUCAGUCUUUCUGGUGGGCCAUCAUCACCAUGACCACGGUGGGUUACGGAGACAUCUACCCCAAAACCCCUCUGGGGAAAUGCAACGCGGCGGUCAGCUUUCUGUGCGGGGUGAUCGCCAUCGCUCUGCCCAUCCACCCGAUCAUCAACAACUUUGUUGUCUUCUACAACAAGCAGAAAGUGCUGGAGACUGCCGCAAAGCACGAGGUGGAGCUGAUGGAGCUGAAGUCCGACGAGGAGGCGCGCAAAAAAAGUCAAGAAUGAAAAACAUCAAAACCAAAAAGAUCACUGAAAACCCUUUUUUCCAGCAUCAGAGUGAACAGAUUAUAACGCGGUUAUAAAGGGAAUAUCAGGCUGCUGAUGUACAUAGCGCUGUCACUGUUGUCUUUUCCUUGCAUGUUUUGUCUUCUAUGUGAUGUGCUGAUUUUGUAAAGGCAUUAAUAAAACAUAUAGGACUCUCGGUUAAGUUCAAAAUAAAA